AUGGCCACAGACAAGUCGAAGGCCGCGGUAGCAGCGCUCGAGCGGUUCGUUCAUACCGAGCAAGAGGAGGUCACGCUAGACAAGUCUAAAGCAGCAAAAGGGGACGCGUCGCGGCUGAACGACAGUGUCUACGACUGGACCCAAACGUAUGAGCAAUGGGACGCGUGGGAAGACCCGGAAGAACUUGCAAAGCAGGAACAGACGACUCGAGACCGGCGUGAACGUACCUCCAGAGCUCAAUUGGGCUGUGCGCACGACCACUCUGCCGAGCAAAAGUUGAUGGACAUGACAACUGCAGCAAAAUUGGCAGCGUGCGAGGAGUUUCGAGUGCUCGGUAACCUUUUCUACGAGCACGGCCAAAACCAACGAGCUGCACUGCACUAUCACAAAGCACUCGUGUACUUUGAGUAUGUGUUUACAGACACAGACGAAGAGGAAGCAGAGGCAGAGGCACUCAAGCUGAAGGUGUUGCUGAAUGUUGCAGCCUGUAGACUCAAGACGGUGCAUCUUGACGACGCCGUGCACCAUAUUGAUCAGGCACUGGAAAUCGACGCCGGUAACGUGAAGGCGCUCUACCGUCGAGCACAGGCUUUCCGACGGAUGGACAAGUUUGAUCUCGCGCAACGAGAUCUUGCGUGUGCAUUGAGACUUUGCAGAGCUGCAGGUGAUUCGCAGUCAGUAGCUUUGCAUUUGAUGCAAGAAAAGAAGCUGCUGCAAGCGAAAGCACUUGCUUACAAGUUGCGAACGAAGCAAGUGUCGGAUGCGAUGUUUGGCAACAGAGCACCACAAGACAAGGCGCUGCUGCGUCCCGCGCCUAAAAGUGCCAAUGGACGUCGAAUUCAUGAUGGGGGCACAAUGAAUCUCAGUUUGUCGAAGAGGUCUGACUCGAUCCUGACGUCGUUUUGUGAUAAUUGCAAGUGUUGGAGCGCGUUUCAGCCAUCUACUCGAGGACUAGACGAACUUCAGACAUUGAUAACGACGCUUGACGAGCGAACGAUGGAGACUUAA
Messenger RNA from Hyaloperonospora brassicae, 1008 nucleotides. The record is from the annotation of a GenBank genome assembly. NCBI's taxonomy places the organism in Eukaryota, Oomycota, Peronosporomycetes, Peronosporales, Peronosporaceae.